UGUUUAUCCGGUCGCUCUGACGCGUCAACGGCCCGGCCCGGCCCAGGACAGGGCGGGAGGGGGCGUCGGCGGUACCGACCCGGCCGUGGCCCAUUAACCUCUUCGGUCGUGUCCCACCAUGUUCAACGUGGAAAGCCUAGAGCGGGCAGAGCUCGGGGAGAGCCUCCUUACCUGGAUCCAGACAUUUAAUGUUGAGGCACCAUGCCAGACUGUGGAAGAUUUAACGAAUGGGGUUGUGAUGGCCCAGGUUCUUCAAAAAAUAGAUCCAGCUUACUUUGAUGAUAAUUGGCUGAACAGGAUCAAAACAGAAGUAGGAGAUAAUUGGCGACUAAAGGUAAGCAACCUGAAGAAAAUUUUAAAAGGAAUAUUGGAUUACAACCAUGAGAUUCUAGGACAACAGAUUAAUGACUUCACCCUUCCUGAUGUUAACCUGAUUGGAGAGCAUGCUGAUGCUGCGGAGCUCGGAAGAAUGCUCCAACUUAUUUUGGGAUGUGCUGUGAAUUGUGAACAGAAGCAAGAGUACAUCCAGACCAUAAUGAUGAUGGAAGAAUCGGUUCAACAUGUUGUCAUGACAGCCAUUCAGGAGUUGAUGAGUAAAGAGUCUCCAGUCUCUGUUGGAAAUGAUGCUUACGUUGACCUUGAUCGGCAGCUGAAGAAAACUACAGAAGAAUUAAAUGAAGCACUAGCAACAAAAGAAGAAAUUGCCCAGAGAUGUCAUGAGUUAGACAUGCAGGUUGCAGCCCUCCAGGAAGAGAAGAGCAGCUUGCUUGCUGAGAAUCAGAUUUUGAUGGAACGUUUAAAUCAGUCUGAUUCUAUUGAAGAUCCCAACAGCCCAGCGGGGCGCAGACACUUGCAGCUGCAGACACAACUAGAACAACUGCAGGAAGAAACAUUCAGAUUAGAAGCUGCCAAAGAUGACUACCGAAUACGCUGUGAAGAACUAGAAAAGGAAAUUGCUGAACUGAGACAACAAACAGAAGAGCUUACUACACUGGCAGAGGAGGCUCAGUCUUUGAAGGAUGAGAUAGACGUACUCAGGCACUCUUCUGAUAAAGUAGCCAAGUUAGAAAGUCAGGUAGAGUCAUACAAAAAGAAAUUGGAAGACCUGGGUGAUUUGCGACGGCAAGUGAAGCUCUUAGAAGAGAAGAAUACAAUGUACAUGCAAAAUACUGUGAGCCUGGAAGAAGAACUAAGGAAGGCCAAUGCAGCACGCAGUCAGCUGGAGACAUACAAGAGACAGGCAGUUGAACUACAAAACAGGUUAUCUGAAGAAUCCAAGAAAGCUGAUAAAUUAGAUUAUGAAUGCAAACGACUGAAAGAAAAAGUAGACAGCCUCCAAAAAGAAAAAGAUAGAUUAAGAACAGAAAGGGAUUCUUUGAAAGAAACUAUUGAAGAGCUUAGAUGUGUACAAGCUCAGGAGGGGCAGCUCACCACCACAGGAUUGAUGCCUCUGGGAAGACAAAAGCCUUCAGACAGUUUAGCAGCAGAAAUUGUUACUCCUGAAAUAAAGGAGAAACUCAUUCGUCUUCAGCAUGAGAACAAGAUGUUAAAGUUGAACCAAGAAGGUUCUGACAAUGAGAAGAUUGCCUUGUUGCAGAGCCUUCUUGAUGAUGCAAACUUAAGGAAGAAUGAAUUGGAGACAGAAAACAGAUUGGUAAAUCAGAGACUUCUAGAAGUACAGUCCCAGGUUGAAGAACUACAAAAAUCUUUGCAGGAUCAAGGUUCAAAAGCUGAAGAUUCAGUUCUUCUGAAAAAGAAACUUGAAGAACAUCUUGAGAAGCUCCAUGAAGCUAAUAAUGAGCUACAGAAGAAACGAGCUAUAAUUGAGGAUUUGGAACCAAGAUGCAAUAACAGCUCACUCAAAAUUGAAGAAUUACAAGAAGCUUUGAGGAAAAAGGAGGAAGAAAUGAAGCAAAUGGAAGAGCGAUACAAAAAGUACCUGGAAAAGGCCAAAAGUGUCAUCCGCACCUUAGAUCCUAAGCAGAACCAGGGUGCAGCUCCUGAGAUUCAGGCUCUGAAAAAUCAGUUGCAGGAGCGGGACAGAAUGUUUCAUUCAUUGGAGAAAGAAUAUGAAAAAACAAAAUGUCAAAGAGAAAUGGAGGAGAAAUUUAUUGUCAGUGCCUGGUACAAUAUGGGGAUGACUCUGCAUAAAAAAGCAGCAGAAGAUAGACUGGCUAGUACAGGCUCAGGACAGUCCUUCCUGGCUAGACAAAGGCAAGCCACGAGCACAAGGAGAUCUUACCCUGGCCAUGUCCAGCCAGCAACAGCGAGGUAG
This is a messenger RNA of Dryobates pubescens (Downy woodpecker), 2275 nucleotides long. It is a transcript of the gene HOOK3, whose product is annotated as hook microtubule tethering protein 3. NCBI's taxonomy places the organism in Eukaryota, Metazoa, Chordata, Aves, Piciformes, Picidae. The record is from RefSeq and is a predicted model, not a curated record. Gene Ontology annotation, cellular component: centrosome; cytoplasm. Gene Ontology annotation, molecular function: microtubule binding; dynein light intermediate chain binding. The transcript is spliced from 22 exons. Gene Ontology annotation, biological process: cytoplasmic microtubule organization; cytoskeleton-dependent intracellular transport. Bases 119 to 2275 code for a protein of 718 amino acids.